Molecule: messenger RNA, 1149 nt
Organism: Penicillium paradoxum
Lineage: Eukaryota; Fungi; Ascomycota; Eurotiomycetes; Eurotiales; Aspergillaceae
Product: DXO/RAI1 family decapping nuclease
Exons: 7
Coding region: 1-1149 (382 amino acids)
Biological process (GO): NAD-cap decapping; nuclear-transcribed mRNA catabolic process
Cellular component (GO): nucleus; cytosol
Molecular function (GO): mRNA 5'-diphosphatase activity
Source: RefSeq, a predicted model, not a curated record
AUGAACCGGUCUACGUUUAAUAUCCAGCCCCUGCACCGCUUCGGCGGCGCAAAUACCUCCAUCCGGAGACCAAGGGAGAUUGCAUGCUUCUCUUAUGAUGACCAGCGUCGGUUUUCGUUGGGAGAUUCAUCCAUGGCCUAUUACUACACGCCAGCUCUCCCGGCAGACCUAAACAAGGGUUAUGACACGUUCCAAAAGCUCAAUGAUGUCCCAGAUGAGCAUCUGGAUGCUUUACUUGAUACCCUCGUUGCCUAUGAAAAGGAAACAGAAAAGAAAUGCGAAGUGGACAUUGUCACAUGGAGAGGGAUGAUGACCAAGAUUUUAACCGCUCCCUUUGAUAAUAUGAACGGGUGGCACCAUGUGCGUAUAUCCAGCUCUCACUACCCACGAUAUGAGAGGCUAAAUGUUGCUAGAUUCAUCGAGGAGAACAAUGAGUACAAAAACCAACAGAAAGAGAACCAACGCAAGCGCGGAUCUCCACCUGGGAUGGCACCGCAGGAACUCAUGAUGUAUUGGGGCUACAAAUUCGAGAACCUGGCUGUACUUCGGAAGACAUGGGAUGAAUCAACGCGUGAAGAGAUUGAAGGUCGUGAGAACGAUAUCGUCAAUAACGCAGCACAGUAUUGUUCGGUUGUGCGCACGGGCAUCGGAAAUAUCCGCAUGGUUCUCGGCGGAGAAGUUGAUGCUAUCUGGGAUAGUAAGCCAUCCCGAAAGGAAGACCCCAUCAACUGGGUUGAGUUGAAAACGUCAGCUCAGAUUCGCAAUGACCGCGACUUGCUCAAAUAUGAACGAAAACUGCUCAAAUUCUGGGCACAGUCCUUUUUGCUCGGUGUGCCUAAGAUCAUCGUGGGAUUCCGUGACGAGAAUGGCAUUUGCCAUAGCUUGGAGGAGCUGGAGACUGCCAGUAUUCCGGGGAAAGUGAUGAAUGUCGGCCGACGUUCUUGGGAUGGAAACGUUUGCAUCAAUUUUACCGGUGCAUUCCUGGAGUGGCUCAAACAAACCAUCAACCGUGAUGGGACAUGGAGAAUUCGAAAAAAGGAGAAGUCUCCGGUCAUCGAAGUAUAUCAGGUCGAGGAACAAGGCCAUGGCGAUAUUCUUUCCCCUGCUUUCAAGGCCUGGCGAUCGGCCAUGGCCUCUCCAGUACUAUGA